AUGAAUUACCUGUUUAAUGGGCAUAAACAAGUUUUGUUCUAUUCAUCAGUCAAACCUCCUUGGAUGGCCUUCAGAGUGGAACUGAGUAAACACCAGAAGGAAAUGCCCAAGACAUCAUUCAAUAAUGAAUCUAGUUUGAAAGAAUUGUCAGGAACGCCAAAUUUACUGAGUACAAGUGGCUCACAGCAGGCUCAGAAACCAGCGUCCCCUCCUGGAGAAGCAAGUACCUCUGGACAGCACUCUAGACUAAAACUGGAGCUCAGGAGGAAGGAGACUGAAGGAAAGAUGUAUAGCCUGAGAGAAAGAAAGGGUCAUGCGUACAAAGAGGUCAGCGAGCCGCAGGAUGAUGACUACCUCUAUUGUGAGAUGUGUCAGAACUUCUUCAUUGACAGCUGUGCUGCUCAUGGGCCCCCUAUAUUUGUAAAGGACAGUGCAGGGAACAAACAGCAUCCCAACCGUUCAGCCCUCAGUCUGCCCCCGGGGCUGAGAACUGGGCCAUCAGGCAUCCCUCAGGCUGGGCUUGGAGUAUGGAACGAGGCAUCUGAUCUGCCGCUGGGUCUGCACUUUGGCCCCUAUGAGGGCCAAAUUACAGGAGAGGCAGCCAACAAUGGAUACUCCUGGCUGAUCACCAAGGGGAGAAACUGCUAGGAGUAUGUGGAUGGAAGAGAUAAAUCCUGGGCCAACUGGAUGAGGUAUGUGAACUGUGCCUGGGAUGAUGAAGAGCAGAACCUGGUGGCCUUCCAGUACCACAGGCAGAUCUUCUAUAGAACCUGCCGAGUCAUUAGGCCAGGCUGGAACUGCUGGUCUGGUAUGGGGAUGAGUACGGCCAGGAACUGGGCAUCAAGUGGGGCAGCAAGUGGAAGAAAGAGCUCAUGGCCGGGAGAGAACCAAAGCCAGAGAUCUAUCCAUGUCCCUCAUGCUUGCUGGGAUUACAGGCUUGAGCCACCACGCCUGGCCAGUGUCUGACCUUUUCAAGUCAGAAAUUUCUCAGUCAACAUGUGGAACGCAAUCACUCCUCUCAGAACUUCCCAGGACCAUCUGCAAGAAAACUCCUCCAACCAGAGAACCGCUGCCCAGGGGAUCAGAAUCAGGAGCAGCAAUAUUCUGAUCUAUCCAGCUGUAAUGACAAAACCAAAGGUCAAGAGAUCAAAGAAAGGUCCAAACUCUUGA
Messenger RNA from Piliocolobus tephrosceles (Ugandan red Colobus), 1170 nucleotides. It is a transcript of the gene PRDM7, whose product is annotated as PR/SET domain 7. Gene Ontology annotation, biological process: regulation of DNA-templated transcription; positive regulation of reciprocal meiotic recombination. Gene Ontology annotation, cellular component: nucleus. Lineage: Eukaryota; Metazoa; Chordata; Mammalia; Primates; Cercopithecidae. The record is from RefSeq and is a predicted model, not a curated record. Gene Ontology annotation, molecular function: recombination hotspot binding; histone H3K36 methyltransferase activity; histone H3K4 methyltransferase activity.